CCUCAAACCAGCUACAAUCGUAAACACACAAAAAAAUCCCUAAGACAAACACGAUCAAAUCCAAAACUACAACAUUUGUCACAACUGAAGACUUCUGCACUUUAAGCUUCACCACUUUCCACUCAAGACACGUCAAGCUCUACCUCUAAAACACCAUUAUCCUCAGUAUUGCUCUUAACUUCAUCAACUACACCAUCCCCAAUUCAAUCUUACCUCUCGUCUUACUUGACACUGACCUAGUAACAAUGGAUGUCAGAACAACAGGUAGAAUUGUUUCGGGAUUCCUACCUCUGCCUAUUAUCACCGAUCGCCUUAUAAUUCGAUCAUACCGUUCCACAGAUCUUGAGGCAUACCAUACACUCUUGACGGACCGAGGAGCUAUGGAGGGAACUGACAUUUCUCCAAAUAGAGACUGGACUGAGUCCUUACUCGAAGGGAACAUACCACCGUACGGUUCUGAUAUGAUGCUGGGUAUCUUCCUGAAAAAUCCAGACGGCUCCGAGGGCGACUUAAUCGGAGAUGGAGGCAUGGACAAUUUACGUACAGGAGGAGAAUGGCCAAGCUUGAAUUACCGUUUGAAAACGGAAUACUGGUAUAAAGGAUACGCCACGGAAUUCGCAAGAGCUUUUAUGGCAUUCUGGCGGAAUUUACCUCGUGUGCCUAUAACACUCACAGUACGACCUAAGUCUGUGGACGACCAGCAAGGUAGCCUUCACGUGACGGAACGAGUCUGUGCUUCAGUCAAGAUGAAAAAUGAAGCAAGUCAAAAUGUGCUGGAAAAGCUCGGGUUUGUACUAUUUGAUUUUGAACUAGGGGAUGACGCCUUAACCGAAUGGCGUUAUAUACUUAAGGUAUAAUAUGGUAUAAAUGUAUACGCUUAUAGAUGGAAACAUGUUUAGCCUGGGCUUAAAAUCAAUUUGUUUUUCCUAACUCUUCAUCGUAGAGCGCCAAAGUCACUGAAGAAAUUUCUGGUUACAUAUUUUUUAUCCUCGGCGAAUACUUCUAGCCCGGGUGUAACUUGUAGACAAAGAACGAAUAUUCAACAGAUUUCCAGUGCCUUGACAGGUUGGGCAUUUUCUCUAACAAGCGACUUACUCCUUUCAACACCUAUACUUUGUUUCUAAGUAUUGGAUUGUUCUUCAAGGAGCGGGUUAAAUAGCACGACUGGAAUGGGUAAAGCUUAGAAUAUCGGCGUGAUGACGUUUUAUAAGAAAAGCUUCAGUCCAAGUAAAAGUUCUUC
Cadophora gregata is the source of this 1240-nucleotide messenger RNA. RefSeq lists its product as uncharacterized. Lineage: Eukaryota; Fungi; Ascomycota; Leotiomycetes; Helotiales; Ploettnerulaceae. The record is from RefSeq and is a predicted model, not a curated record. The transcript has a single exon. Gene Ontology annotation, molecular function: acyltransferase activity, transferring groups other than amino-acyl groups. Bases 246 to 857 code for a protein of 203 amino acids.